UCUCGGCUCCGGUCAGCGUCUGUUUUAUCAACACGAGUUCUGGUCCAUCCGAUGGUGAAGCAUAAAGAACAUCUCUAGGCUGUGGUUUAUUUUUGAUUGUAUGAACCAGCCGAAACGCUGGCAUUUGUGAUGUUUCGGUGGUGGAUUCAGGUGAUACAGGAUCGACGGACGUUGCUUUGAUUGGCUUCAUCUAAUCCGAAUUUUUUUUCUUUGUGCAGGUUAAUGGAAUGCAAGUAUGUUGGAACUGAAGAUCAAAGAAGGAGCAAUUCGUAACGUUGCUUUGAUACCAUGCCAAAAUCUGAGAGAGAGCAGAGUUGGUUCAAUAUGCGAACCAGAGAAGCUCAAGAGGAGGAUGUGGAUGUGAUUCUGAUUUCCAAUAUGAGAGAGGAAGAAAGAGAUGAAUUGAGUUUCAUUUUGAGAGUUUCUUGUAAAGUGAGUAAGUUUUGUAGAGUUUUGGGCUUGUGGGCUGAUUGGAAGAUGAGUCUUUGCGCUUAGUUUGCAAGAGACCAAAUAAGAGUUUGUUGGUAUCGUUGGGGACUUUGAUAGAUCAAGAUGGUGUCUAUAACAACGGAUUGUUUGGUUUAGCAAUGAUGGGUACGGAAAUUUGUGAAGCAUUGAUUUUUCUUAAUCAACAAGGAUUAAUUUUGGGUUUCUUAGGUUUCUAUUGCUUUAGUGUUUAUGAUUUUGGGCUUGUUUAUGUUGAUUUGAGUGAUGUUAUAGUGAGAGGAAGGAAGGUUGUUAAAAGUGUUGUGGAUGUAGGAUGUAGUGGUAGAAGGACUGGAGAUAAAGAAACGAAAGUUCUUUUGAGCAAUUUGUUGAAAAGCAACGUGUUUCUAAGUGCUGAGCUGUUGUUCAGUUGUUGAAGAAAGAGGGAAUUGAGCUAAAAUUUGGGGAGAGCAGACAUUCAGUUGGCUAUGGCUCAGAUGUCUGGUUGUUAGCUUAUAUUCUGCUUGGACUCUUAAUUGGAAAAAAACAUCAGAAUUCAGUGAGUGAAGAGUUGGUUAAUAAUAUAUUUUUUGUUAGCACAAAAGCAGAUGAAGAUAAUAGUUUGGGGAGGUACAUGGGUUGGAUGGAGAUAGUAAGUCCUUUGUUGGAAACUAAGAUUGGUUCAGAAUUUGUGUUUUUUACAGCAGUUGUUUUGUCAAUUUUUGAAUUUUGUUCUAGGGAAUCGUCUUCUUUUGACUGAUUUGUGAGGUGCAUGAGGAAGCUGAUUAUUCAGUGUGCAUUUGAUAAAAUGUUUAAAUGCAAUGAGGCGGUAAAGUUGGAGAAUCAAGGUCAUUGUCUAGUCCCUGGAGAAUUGUGUUGGCUACACAAGGGAAGAUUAUCAGCAGAGGUGAAACACAGGUUGCUAGAUGUGGAGAAGUGCAGUGGCACUGCUAUUGAUCAAACUAGGGAGACAGGAGUUUCCAAAGAUUUAGUUGAAGGGCUAACAGAGGGAAAUGUCAAGUUUAAAGAUAUGCAGAGCCAUCUUGAUUAUGUCACUGGAUUAGCAGUUGGAGCAAAUACCUUCAAUGUGCAAGACUUUUCUCAUGUACAUACAUUCAAAUGUCAUGAGCAAGAAGUAAUGGCAGUAGUUUGUGUGGAUGAAGAACAACCAUUUUGCAUAAGUGGUGAUUAUGGAGGCGGUACAUUUAUAUGGAGCACUAGUCUCCCUUUUGGGCAAGAACCAAUAAAGAAAUGGAAUGAACCAAAGGAUUUACGUUACAGUGGUAUUCAUGCCUUGGCUAUUUCAGGGAAGUAUCAAUAUACUGGCAGUGGAGAUAAGAAAAUUAAAGCAUGGUCAUUACUGGAUGGCAUGCUAUCAUGCACAAUGAGUGGUCACAAAUCUGUAGUUUCCACACUAGCAGUAUGCAGUGGGGUUCUUUAUAGCGGGAGUUGUGAUCAAAGCAUCCGAUUGUAGAGUAUAGGAAAUGUGUACUCUGUGUUGUCUCUUACUGUUGUAGCUCAUGAACAUGGAUCAAUAAAGUUGUUGGAUUCUUUGAAACAUGUUUGAUCCAGGUUUGAUCUGUUUAUGCUUUAUGGGCAUAUGAACAGCUGACACUACAUGUAAAUAAAACAUUUUAAACUUUCAAGGUGGUCCUGUAAUAGUCUGUCCAAGUUAUUUUGCUCAGCUAUGGAGAAAAUUUGCAUGUGCCAA
Mangifera indica (mango) is the source of this 2137-nucleotide messenger RNA. Its product is annotated as myosin heavy chain kinase B-like. Lineage: Eukaryota; Viridiplantae; Streptophyta; Magnoliopsida; Sapindales; Anacardiaceae. Gene Ontology annotation, molecular function: protein binding. Bases 1199 to 1900 code for a protein of 233 amino acids. The record is from RefSeq and is a predicted model, not a curated record. The transcript has 4 exons.